GCAUUAUCGAUUAUAUUAUUGUAGAGCUUACGGCAACUGUACAAUAUCUUGCUUUAGCUCACCGUCCAGUGACUAGUGUAGUAGUGUUGUAGGUAGUUGUAGUUAACUACCUACUUACAUUUUUUUAAUUCGGGUUUGCUAGGUUCAGACAUCCAAGGAGAUGGGAAUCAUCAAAGAUAAUUUAGGUAUCGGCUGAUUUUCACCAUUAUCAGUAAAAACCUCACCAAGCACGUUUCCGUAAGCAAUUCAUAAAAUCGAAGUUCCGGUAGCGAUCGACGAUAUCGUACAAUAAUUGUAUUAUUGUAAUAUAAACGGCGAUAAGAAAUAGUAAAUUAAUAAUAAAAUAUGACGACACGUGAAAAAAAUAUAGGUAUUAUCAUCUGCAACUCGACAAAUGACUACGGGUGUUCAGCAACCAUAGACAUCUAUCCGACAGAUGAUGUCAUGUUAUGCUCUUCAACCAUCGUUCACGAGCCCCAUCCACCACCGCUCAAAACGUCGAUAAGUAUCACCAUCGUUAAUCGCUGCUGAGACUGAGCUUAUAAACUGGCGCUCAUUCUGGCGAUAGAUCUGGUAGUUCAUGUACCAGAUAGUGGUACCACAUGAACCUGUGAUACACGCAGUUCACCAGAUUCCGCAGUCGACACCCCGAAUCAUUACUCCAGACGGCCGUGUGCCAAAUACCACAGACGACUUUCCAGCAAUUUGUGUCGGACGAUGUCAGAUACCGUUGGCUGCCCCAGGUUUAGCAGGCCGAGCAGGCGUCACGCGAGUCAACGAUGUUAUUGGAAAGCAGACAAAUCGUGCUGGACCUCAGAUUGUUAUAAAGUGUUUUUCCGUAUCGUUGUUGUUUAACGAUACGAUUGUGUGGCCUGAUAAAUCUUGUGCAGAGAGUGGUGUUCGUCAUCGUCAGGCAAUCGUCACAAACAGUUGAUAAGACGUCUGCCUUCUUUGGUAUGCACCGUCUGGCAUGAUGGAUCCGGAUGGCGGCUACGGUUUUUGAUGAAUAGCCAGUAUUACUAAGUUAUAGGGUGGUGCCGGUGGGUACAUGCUCUGCUGAUUCUAUUGGCAGGGGGAGAAACUAGAAAUACUACGGACCUCAUUAAGAAUUGCAGCUGCAGUGAUAUUAGAGAAUGAUAACCCGUUAUGAUAAAAUAUUGUAUGAUAUUAUCGAUCGCUAUCGGAACUUUUAACCGUAAUGUGAGGUACUUUAUAUAGUUAAAUUUUAAAAUCAUAUAAGUGAAAUAAGUAAUGAAUAUUCAUUAUUUUUAUUUUGAAAAAUAUAUUAUUUACCUUACUGUUUAUUUGAACAAUAUUAUUAUUAGAAUGACAAUUUUAAUUAAAUUUAUCAUUUAAAUAUUUUUUAGUACAA
This is a messenger RNA of Acyrthosiphon pisum (pea aphid), 1372 nucleotides long. RefSeq lists its product as uncharacterized. The coding region runs from base 581 to 934 and encodes 117 amino acids. The transcript has 4 exons. Lineage: Eukaryota; Metazoa; Arthropoda; Insecta; Hemiptera; Aphididae. The record is from RefSeq and is a predicted model, not a curated record.